Dalotia coriaria is the source of this 1423-nucleotide messenger RNA. RefSeq lists its product as uncharacterized. The transcript is spliced from 5 exons. The coding region runs from base 125 to 1330 and encodes 401 amino acids. The record is from RefSeq and is a predicted model, not a curated record. NCBI's taxonomy places the organism in Eukaryota, Metazoa, Arthropoda, Insecta, Coleoptera, Staphylinidae.
GAAAAAAUCUGGUAUUUAUGAAAAUAUUAGGUUGUUUUCUUUUCAUAAGAGUUGGCUAAGACGAAAUGAAGUACGUACAUGUAAAUAUGAGUUUGACAUCACUAAUUCAGCCUAACUUAUUAUUAUGGCACUUUAUUUUUUGUUUUGGUUUUUAAUUUAUUCACAAUGGACCAAGAAUUUAGGAGAAAGUGUAAGUGACAUGAACAUGGCUCACUUUCAAUAUAUUUCCAAUAAUCUUGGACCUGCUGAAUGCAGGAAACUGGUAGCCUCUUUACACUUUAGCAACAGCGACUUACCCAAUGCUCUUCAGCCAGCAGAACGAAAAGUACUCAAAGAUGAUUCUUGCUUGAAACAAUUAAUGCAAUGGAAUAUGGAUAUAAGUGGCAGACAAGGAGCUACGCAUGAAAUCCUCGUUAGGCGAUUGAAGCAGAUAAAUAGAGAAGACCUAGCACUAUGGCUGACAAAUGCAGCUUUUAAUGCAAUGAAUAAGUCACUACAAGCAAUAUCGUCUGAUAAAUCCAUGCGCAUGUACGAACCCGUAAUUUUACCUUACGUGAAUUAUUCGACAAGUGCCGCCGAAAUCACACAACCUGGAUUAAAGGUCACAACGCCGGAGUCAUUAAUACGAAUUGUUAAACAAAAUGUACCCGACCCAGUUGAAGAUGUUGUCAUUGAUCCCACUGAAUGGACUAUUUUCGAUACAAUUAGUUGGUCUAUUGUUUUGAUUCUAUUUCUAUUGAUCAUCGUACUGUUAAUAUAUUUAACGUUGGCGUCUCCAUGUAAUCGCAAAAAAAGAUGCCAAUGUAGUGUACCAUCAUCGCCGCGCGAAUACAAUUUGUCAAAUCGCUCCAGUCCAGUUUCAUGUGUGCGUGCCCCAAUCCUCCACCAACAGGAGAAUAAACCCCAUCCACAACGACACUUUGAAAGCCCGAUAAAACAAACCACUUACAUAGAUGGAAAAAAUAUGCAUUCAUUUAAGAAGCAUCCGAAUGAGUACUCCAUAUGCGGAAGCAGUGAAUGUCCGGCAUUAACUACGUGCCAUUGUGACUGCAGCAAUCCUAGAUGUAAGCGUGAAUUUCAGAAUGAUUUCAAAAGACAAGCACAGUUCUCGGAAUCACCUUCUUAUAAUGAUAUAACGGCAUACAAUCCAUACGAAGGGAACUGCUCACAGUGCAAAGUACCACCGGCACCACGUCCGAUUUGCCAUGGGGGAAGCACAUGUUUAGGCAAUGAGUACACUGAAGGUCACAUUCAUCAUAAUGGCGCACGGACUAUUGAUAUUCAUCAAAAGAUUGCCAUUCCAAUGAAUAAUAUGGACAACAGCAAUUAGUGUGUAAUAUGAAUAACUGUAUUAUACGACCAAGAACUGGAACACAUAUCUAAUAUUGCUUAUUUUACAAUAAAUAUAUAUAUUGAGUGUAAA